AUGACCCAAAAUCCAGGGGUCUUCGAAACCGCAACGACGGUAGCUUCUUGCAGGCGGCCGGUGUUUUUUUGUCGUCCCUUGCGUUCAGGGCUGAGUGCAUGCUUCCUCGUGGUUUUCCUUUGCAGUUUCCGUGUUCAAUUUUUAGUUGCCGAACAAAACCAGUGUACACAGGCUAAGUCGGUUUUGCAACUCGAUGCAAAAGACAACACGACAGUUACUUUUUCCUGUGGGAGCGGCGUCGGACAUCUGUAUCCCCCUCCCCCAGGCAACUCCGGUGGCAAGAAGGUCUGCGAGACGUCGGCUUGCACGGAUGCCGUAGACGUCACACUCACAGGUGUUAAAUGGAACCCGAAUUCCAACGGCGGUUCGAUUACCACCGCAUCGGUUCCGCAAGCGAGCACAAUUUAUGUAAAAUGCACCUCCACGCCCACGCAACAAGAAACAGUCACACAUGACGCCAGGGGACCCGGCCCCCAGGGAACUGAAGAGAAAAACUGCACGGUUCAGAUUUCAAUUUGGGGACCACCGAAGCAAGGAUCGGCUGAUUACCCUGAACCCAGUAAGUUUGCGAGCAAUUCCCUGCGACCACAACUCUUCACAAUACGCCUCAAUUGCAAACGCGGGUGUGAUUUCGCUAUUGAGCUCCCAUAUACUGUUCUGGUGUUUGCUGUGUUUUUGCUUGUGGUCUUCUGUCCAGGCACCUGCAAGGACGGUGAUACUCUCAAUCUUCAAAUUACCUCUGCCAAUCAAUCGGUAACCUUUGCUUGCGGAGCCAACCAAAAUCUUACUCCACAACUUUUUGAUAAGGUCUGUGAAACCGACACAUGCGAUUCCCAGGCCCUGCUAGCACACACCCUUUCCGGCGCCUCCAUGGUGCAGCAUGCCUCCCAAAAAGGAAAAACAGACACCUCAGCCUACACGCUGACAGUACCAAACCUUCCAGAUCAAGCCAAGACACUUUACUAUAAGUGCGCGGGCACCGCCAAGCAAGGUAGUAAAACGACAGAAUGCAAAAUAGCAAUCGCAGUCGCGAAAGCAGAAGCCGGCGACGGAUCAAGUGGACCGUCUUCUGAAACCACAACGAUACCCCCCGAGGCCUCUGGAAGUAGCGCUGGAAAAUGGAGCACGACACGUAUCGCCUCUCUCUUCAGUCUUCCUCUACUGUUGACAAAUAUGAUGUGA
Neospora caninum is the source of this 1182-nucleotide messenger RNA. RefSeq lists its product as hypothetical. Gene Ontology annotation, cellular component: membrane. NCBI's taxonomy places the organism in Eukaryota, Apicomplexa, Conoidasida, Eucoccidiorida, Sarcocystidae. Bases 1 to 1182 code for a protein of 393 amino acids. The record is from RefSeq and is a predicted model, not a curated record. The transcript has 2 exons.